This is a messenger RNA of Rosa chinensis, 1223 nucleotides long. Its product is annotated as CLAVATA3/ESR (CLE)-related protein 25. The coding region runs from base 378 to 725 and encodes 115 amino acids. The transcript has 2 exons. The record is from RefSeq and is a predicted model, not a curated record. NCBI's taxonomy places the organism in Eukaryota, Viridiplantae, Streptophyta, Magnoliopsida, Rosales, Rosaceae.
CUAAGCUAAGCUAAGCUCCUCUUUCUCCUUUAAGCCUUUUUCUCUUUCUCUAUCCCAAGCUUCGAGAAAGUGCAUGCUGCAACAUAAACCCUCAUACCUAUAAAGACAUCCAACUCCUCGUGAAGUAAAAAUUAAACUGCCCCAGAGAAACUUCUUGCCUAGCUAGCUAGUUCCAUACUCUCUUCCUUCCUCGACCUCAACUAUUCUCUAGCUAGCUGGCUCUUAUAUGUAUAUAUAGACCCACGUUAUCUAUAACAAUCACCAAACAAUGAUGACGGCGAUGAUUAUCUAGUCUCUUCUAAUUUCGCGUCAUCUAUAUCGAUGCCCUAGCUUGCUUAGAGGCUUUGUGUUCUGGUGUUAAAGGUGAAAAAGGAAAUAUGGGUAGCGGUGGUAGUGAUGAUCAUGUUUCUUCUAGCUUUGUUAAGGUACUGUUGGGGACGGUUGCAGUGGUGGGCUUUAUCUUGGUUUUGUUGGUUGCCACGCUAGACUUGACUACGACUGAUCAAGGUCAAGGAGGAGGCAUAGCGUCGACAAAAACUGCAGCUACGACCUCAUCAGCAACAUCAGAUCAGUUUGCAGGAAAUAGUAUGAAGCAUGCAGAUCAGGAACUCGUUCAUCCGGAGCUGGAUCUCAACUAUAUGAGCAAAAGAAGAGUUCCUAAUGGGCCAGAUCCUAUUCACAACAGGAGAACUGGCAACUCCGGGCGACCCCCAGGCCAAGCUUAGCCACUGAAGCAGUAAGCUACAAAGUUUAGUUCAGCAGAGAGUGCAGAGCGAAGACGAUGAUGACGGACGUACGAUGAAGAUCGAUCGAUGCAUGUCUCUCCUUAGGCUAAUGUGUGUAUGUAUUUUGUAUAAAUCUUGGGACUACAACAUAUAAAAUCUUCUUCAAAACUAUUUGGAAAUCGUUUUCACAGACAGUUCGGGGUAAAUGAAAUGAAGCUUGAGUGAUACACCAUACAUACGCUCUCCCCUCUCAUGCAUGCGUGUUCAAAAAGAUCGAAUCUAGCCAUAGAGGAAUUUACUGUACGUAUUAGAAACUCAACUUUAGUAGUGCUCCACAGAUUUUAGUUUUUUUUUUAGUAGAUAUAGCUAGAAGAGAUCAUCAAUCUUUAAAUAGCAUGUAGCAUAAAGAGAUAAUGGAAUUAGAAUAUAUCUACCCCAUGCAUGCAGCAAACAUAGGAGAUGGAGAUAAAUAUAUAUUUUUUUAGUUUCUAUUUACAA